Messenger RNA from Hymenoscyphus albidus, 566 nucleotides. The record is from the annotation of a GenBank genome assembly. NCBI's taxonomy places the organism in Eukaryota, Fungi, Ascomycota, Leotiomycetes, Helotiales, Helotiaceae.
AUGCCUGCAAUACCCGACGAAUUCCCAAUUGAUCCAAAUAGUUGGCGAGCUUGUAUACGAGGAUCGGGUGAUGAGGAGCAGGCUUUCACAUCCGCCCUAGAUAUUGCCAAAGCUGUGAUUGAGUUACUUGGGGCAACGCAUUGGGUACCUCAUACUGAUACGUGGCAAUGAUAACCUGUGAUACUAAUAUACCAUAGGAACCCGUCACACAUGUUGUCGGAGAAUGGAACACAUUCAACAACGCCGUCAAGAUCAUGGAAAGAUUUUAUGGUAAGCCUAUCUCAAAUCAAAAUCUGACGCUUGAUGAGAGGUUCUAAAGUGCGAUAUUUGCAGAUCGUCCUUUGGAAAUAACCUUUAAGACAACGGAGGAAAUACAAAGAAAUGUUGCAACAGGACUGGAAGAUGGGGAGCUUACACGAGAGGCUGAAAUUGCCCAAGUAGACGAGUGGAUGAUAGCUGGUGCAACAGCAUGUCCUCGCGAGUUGACCUUGAAACAAAGGCAGACGUACUUUUCGACGGUCAGGUUUCAUACAAUUGGCGAAUUUAUUGAGUCGAUGGCAAUCUAG